AUGUCGGACAGAACUUUGCAGGCAAUUAAGUUUUCGAAAGAAAACGUCACUCUCGACAUCUUGGACCAAUUGCAGCUACCCUAUUCCACAGUUUUUAUUCCUAUCAAGAGUAUUCAAGAUGCAUUUGAUGCUAUCAAGUCCAUGCAAGUAAGAGGCGCUCCUGCUAUCGCCAUUGUGGGCGCAUUUGCAAUCACUGUUGAUACAUUUAACAAUUUGAAAGCUGGCAUCUCCAAGUCCGUUAGUGAAUUGCUUCAAUCGAUUGAUUAUUUGGUAACAUCUAGGCCUACUGCAGUUAACCUUUCCAAUGCAUGCGAGGAGAUUAAAUCUUUAAUCAAUGAAAAAUUCGAGUUGCAGCUGAUUGUUGAUCAGGAAGUUUAUGAGGUUUUGUUCGAGUACUCUGUUGCUUUACACGAAGAUGAUUUAGCAAACAACUACAAAAUCGGUUCAAACGGCUUGAACUACAUAAUUGAAACAUUGAGAGCACAACAAUUUACUGGUCCUUUCUCUAUCAUGACAGUCUGUAACACGGGUUCUUUGGCCACUUCGGGACAUGGAACAGCCCUUGGAAUUAUCAGGACAGUUCAUGAACAAUUGUCAAAGCUGAAAACCAAGGAGAGCUUUUGGUUUGAAACUGCUUAUCCACUUGAAACGAGACCAUACAAUCAGGGCGCAAAACUCACCACAUAUGAGUUGCAGUACGAGAAUAUCCCAUUUACUAUGAUUUGCGAUAAUAUGGUCACUUCUCUUAUCUCAACACUUCGUAAAGGUGAAAAGGUGAAAGACGUUUGUGCCCCUGUCAAAUUCAUCAUUGCUGGCGCAGAUCGUGUUGUCAAGAAUGGUGACUCUGCAAACAAGAUUGGUACUUUCCAAUUAGCAGCAAUUGCCAAUUACUUUAACACCACUUCUGCGUCAGAGAAAGAGCAUAUUAAAUUUAUUAUUGCAGCUCCCAAUACAACCAUUGAUCGUCAAACACCUUGUGGAGAUCAAAUUGUGAUUGAAGAAAGACCCUCAAAUGAACUCACUACCUUAAAGGGCCCUGUUUUGACUUCCGACGGAAGUGUGGGCGAAAAGAUGACCGUUGGAGUCGCAACUCCGGGUAUUCAGGUCUGGAAUCCGGCAUUUGAUGUUGCCCCACACCAAUUGAUUGACUGUAUUGUGACAGAGGAGCGUGCUAUUGAAAAGAUUAAUAAUGAAUUUACUCUCUAG
This is a messenger RNA of Australozyma saopauloensis, 1206 nucleotides long. RefSeq names its product S-methyl-5-thioribose-1-phosphate isomerase. The transcript has a single exon. NCBI's taxonomy places the organism in Eukaryota, Fungi, Ascomycota, Pichiomycetes, Serinales, Metschnikowiaceae. Bases 1 to 1206 code for a protein of 401 amino acids. The record is from RefSeq and is a predicted model, not a curated record. Gene Ontology annotation, molecular function: S-methyl-5-thioribose-1-phosphate isomerase activity.